AAAAGAGUUUCUUACUAAGAGACCUUUUGUUUCUUUGUAUGUAUGUAUAUUAACUAAGAAGAAAGAAAAGAAAAGAAAAGAAAAGAAAAGAAAAUUUUGGGUUUGGUGGAAAUAUGGCAGGGGGAGGAGUGGUGAGUCAUGGAGGUUCAGGGGAGUAUGAAGGUCGGGUCACCGGCUUUGUGGUGAUAACCUGUUUGGUUGCGGCCACAGGCGGUCUCAUCUUCGGUUAUGACAUUGGUAUUUCAGGAGGAGUAACAUCCAUGGAUCAGUUCUUGCAGAAGUUUUUUCCAGAUGUAUAUGAGAAGGAGAAGAACGCAAUUGCUGGGAAUCAGUACUGCAAAUUCAACAGCCAUUUGUUGACACUGUUCACAUCGUCGCUUUAUCUAGCGGCGUUGAUCGCUUCCUUCUUUGCUGCUGCAACAACGAGGGCGUUCGGAAGGAAAAUCUCUAUGGUUGUUGGAGGUACCAUUUUCCUAAUUGGCGCCAUCCUAAAUGGCGCUGCUCAAAACGUCCUAAUGCUUAUCAUUGGUCGUUUGUUGCUUGGUGUUGGCAUUGGAUAUGCUAAUCAGUCUGUACCGGUUUACCUGGCCGAAAUGGCACCGGCCAAGAUCAGAGGAGCCCUCAACAUCGGCUUCCAAAUGGCGACAACGAUCGGAAUUUCCGCCGCAAACCUAGUUAACUAUGGCACCGGCCAAAUGAAGGGCGAUUACGGGUGGCGAAUCUCCCUUGGUCUCGCUGCUGUCCCCGCCAUUAUUAUGACAGUUGGUGCCAUCUUCCUACCCGACACCCCCAACUCCCUGAUCGAGCGCGGCCAGACCCACCAGGCCCGUGAAAUGUUACAAAAAAUCCGAGGAGUCGAUGACGUCAAUGCCGAGUUCCAAGACCUCAUCGAUGCGAGCGAGGCCUCAAGGCAAAUAGAGCAUCCGUGGCGGAACAUUAUGGAGCUCAAAUACAGGCCUCACCUUGUCAUCGUCUGUUUCAUUCCCUUCUUUCAACAGCUCACCGGCAUUAAUGUCAUCAUGUUCUAUGCACCUGUGCUUUUCAAGACUCUAGGGUUUGGAGACAAUGCUUCAUUGAUGAGUGCUGUGAUUACUGGCCUUGUUAAUGUGGUUGCUACUUUGGUCUCAGUGUUCACUGUUGAUAAGUUUGGGAGACGGUUUUUGUUCUUGCAAGGUGGCAUUCAAAUGAUCAUUUGCCAGAUUGCAGUGGGAUGCAUUGUUGGGUCCGUGUUUGGAGUAAAGGGAGAAGGAACCUUCUCCAAAGGCAUGGGUGACAUCGCAUUGACAUUUAUUUGCUUAUACGUAGCUGCCUUCGCAUGGUCUUGGGGUCCAUUGGGUUGGUUGGUGCCCAGUGAAAUCUUCCCGUUGGAGAUCCGAUCUGCAGGACAAUCGAUCAAUGUCUCCGUCAACAUGUUCUUCACUUUCAUCAUUGGCCAAGCCUUUCUCUCCAUGCUCUGCCAAAUGAAAUUUGGACUCUUCUUCUUCUUCGCUGGAUUCGUGCUCAUAAUGACACUUUUUGUCUACUUUUUGUUGCCAGAGACAAAGAAUGUGCCAAUCGAAGAGAUGAAUAGAGUGUGGAAGGCACAUUGGUUCUGGGGGAAGUACAUCCCGGACGAUGCCGUUGGUGUUCAUGCGUCCACCAGCUACAUCAAAAGUGUAUGACUCUCAUUCUGAGUCUUAAGUAUAUAUAUAUGCUAGCAGGUGGAUGCAAA
Messenger RNA from Camellia sinensis, 1711 nucleotides. RefSeq names its product sugar transport protein 10. NCBI's taxonomy places the organism in Eukaryota, Viridiplantae, Streptophyta, Magnoliopsida, Ericales, Theaceae. Gene Ontology annotation, biological process: monosaccharide transmembrane transport. The record is from RefSeq and is a predicted model, not a curated record. Gene Ontology annotation, cellular component: membrane. Gene Ontology annotation, molecular function: monosaccharide transmembrane transporter activity.